Molecule: messenger RNA, 1188 nt
Organism: Harpia harpyja (harpy eagle)
Lineage: Eukaryota; Metazoa; Chordata; Aves; Accipitriformes; Accipitridae
Gene: CLU
Product: clusterin
Source: RefSeq, a predicted model, not a curated record
CUCCAGGUCGGGACCAUGGCGCUGCUGCUGCUCUCCCUGCUCGGCCUCCUGAUUGCCUGGGAGGGGGGACAGGCCCUCGUCCCCCCCAGUGAGCUCAAGCAGAUGUCGGCAGCCGGCAGCAAAUACAUCGACACGGAGGUGGAAAACGCCAUCAACGGGGUGAAGCAGAUGAAGACCCUCAUGGACAAGACCAGUAAGGACCACCAAGCCAUCCUGCACACCUUGGAGGAGACCAAGAGGAGGAAGGAGGAGGCGGUGCAGCUGGCCCGGGAGAAGGAGCAGCAGCUGGCGGCGAAGCAGGAGGUGUGCAACGAGACGAUGCUGGCGCUUUGGGAAGAGUGCAAGCCCUGCCUCAAGCACACCUGCAUGCGCUUCUACUCCCGCACGUGCCGCAGCGGCUCGGGGCUGGUGGGGCGGCAGCUGGAGGAAUUCCUCAACCGUUCCUCACCCUGCCGGGCUGGGCUUUCCGCAGAGUCUCGUAACUUCAGCGACGAUCGCAUGGUGUGUCGGGAAAUCCGGCGUAACUCGGCCGGCUGCCUGCGGAUGCGGGAUGAGUGCGAGAAAUGCCGGGAGAUCCUCUCCGUGGACUGCUGGCAGACGGACCCUGCCCGGAGCCAGCUGCGGGAGCAGCUGGAGGACGCGCUGCGCCUGGCCGAACGCUUCACCCGCCGAUACGACGACCUCCUCCGCGCCUUCCAAGCCGAGAUGCUCAACACCACCAGCCUCCUGGACCAGCUCAACAGCCAGUUUGGCUGGGUCUCGCGUUUGGCCAACGUCACCCAAGGCACCGACGGCUUCCUCCAGGUCACCACGGUCCUCUCCAAGGCUCCCAACCUCGAAGACCCCUCAGCCCCCCCCGACACGCAGGUGACGGUGCAGCUCUUCGAUUCGGAGCCGCUGUCCCUCACCGUGCCCGGGGACAUCUCCUGGGAGGACCCCCGCUUCAUGGAGAUCGUGGGCCGAGCAGGCGCUUCAGCACUACAAGCAAAAUACCAUAGAGUAGCCGGGUGUUGCUCCCCAUCGCCGCCGCAGCCCCGGUGCCCCAAGCCCCCUCCGCUGGCCCGUCCCCGUGCCGGGGGGGGGUUGAAUGCCGCUGCCACCGCCCUCCCCCCCCGCCACCGCCGCUGCUGGGGUCCCACCGCGGGGCCCCGAACAAACAGAAAAUAAAGGUAGAGUCAAACACCCCGA